AUGGAGGUAGAUUCGGAAGGAAGGAUGGGUAAUGUUUUCUGGUCAGAUGCAAGGUCAAGACGAGCUUAUGGAUUUUUUGGAGAUGUGGUGGUAUUUGAUACGACGUUCAACACCUGCUAUGAAUUCAAGAAAGCCAUGCCAGGUGAGCCACCCAAAAUGAUCAUCACUGAUCAAAAUGCAGCAAUGUCAAAGGCAAUUGUUGUAACUCUCCCAACAACAUUCCAUAAAUAUUGCAUAUGGCAUAUCUUGAAUAAGUUUACAGAGAAACCCGGCAUUGGAGAAUGUUUUUCGAAAAUGUGCAAAUGCAUAUGGGGUAUGGACACAAAUGAAGAAUUUGAUGCGAAAUGGGAGAUCACAAACAAUGGCCAGAAAGACCAUCCGUGGCUGAGCUCAAUUCAUGCUAUGCGGGAGAAUUGGGUUCCAUCAUAUGUAAAACAUGUGUUUUUGGCUGGGAUGUCAAGUAGUCAACGGGCCGAAAGCUGUCAUUCAUUUUUCAAACAAUAUAUUAACUGGAAAAACACAUUGAUGGAAUUCAUUGUAUGUUUUGAAAGAGCUCUUGGUUUACAGAGACACAAGGAGUUAAUGGCUGAUCAUGUUGAUAACAAUGAAAAACCUACACUGCCAUUUCGAACACCAAUUCAACAUCAAAUGACACGCAUUUACACUCGGGCAAUUCUUGAAAUGUUUGAGAGGGAAGACUUUAGAAGUCUUUUAUGCUUGUUCGAACUUAUAGAGCAAGAUGAGACGCGCUGCAAAUACAAAGUAAGUGAGCGGGUAAAUCCGGGGGUGACACGGAUGAAGGAGCUUGUGCAUGAUAAAGAUGCCGAUAAAGCUUAUUGCAGCGGCAAAGGAUUUAAAUUUUGGGGUAUUUCGUGCCGACACAUCCUAGCAUUCUUAAGAAUGAAGCAAGUUGAGCACUUGCCAAACAAUACAUAUUGA
Messenger RNA from Prunus mume (Japanese apricot), 939 nucleotides. Lineage: Eukaryota; Viridiplantae; Streptophyta; Magnoliopsida; Rosales; Rosaceae. The record is from RefSeq and is a predicted model, not a curated record.